CUUGUCAAUCUCCGAAGUAAUUUGUGAAGGAAGGCCUACCGACCUUCUGUAGGUCUACUUUCAAACUUAGUAAUAGGUGACCAGCCUCCUCCAAUCUGAACAAUCAUGGUCUUUCCUGUAACCCCAAGUUAAUGAACACUCAGUUUGGAAAUCAAUAUGGCAACAUAUCUGGAUCCUGAUGAGGUGACAAUGAGAGUAGAUUGCCGUGACCUUGAAUGUGCCAUAUGUUUGGAACGUCUACAACGACCCCGCACCUUGCCUUGUCUGCAUACAUUUUGUGAGAACUGCUUGAGUCACUACAUUACCCAGAACACGUCGUCCACUACAAGUUUUAUCUGUCCAGUAUGUAGGAAAGAAAUUGCUUCAAUUAAUCCAGCUAAAGACCGAGAACUGUGGGCCAAAGACUUCCCUCUCAACAGUCUGUUGGACGGAUUGGGUCAACAGAGCAGGGUCAAAGUGCCGGGUCAAGCAGUCGGGGAAAGGUCAUCAUUUUGUGAUCCUUGUAAAAAGAAAGGAAAGAAGGUAGAAGCAGGUUAUUGGUGUGACACGAUAAGGAGUGCGUUUUGUGAGGAGUGUAAGGUAAAUUACCAUGACUUAUUACAUGAAGAUUGCCAGAUAACUGAUACAGAUCAGCAGAAAGGAACAUCAUUUGAAACCUGUAAGAGACACAAUCUAUUCCGGGAUUUUUUCUGCGAGGACCACAAGUCUCUGUACUGCGCCAAAUGUGUGGCACUCACACACAGACAUUGUAUAUCAGUGCAACCUGCCCAGGACUACUGUCGCUCUCUCAGGACAGGUCACAGCCUCACAAACAUGAAGAGUUUCCUUAAAAAGGCCCAUAGGGUUAUGAACACAAUCGUCAAUGGUUCAAAUCAACAGAUGCAGGAGCUAAAUCUGAAGAAAAGAACUGCCCUUGACAACAUCCUUGGUCUGCGGCGUGACAUUGAUGCUUACUUGAACAACUGUCAGACGAUGAUGGAGCACAAGAUUGUGCAGGUACACCGGGAUGAACAUUGUAAACUAAAGGAGUGCUUAGAGUCAUACACCGCUGUCCUGAACAAUGUCAUUGACCUCAUCAAUGCUUUUGAUUCCGAACAAAUAAUGGAGAAUGAUAUAGAUACAAUAUCAAUAUACCAGCAGAGUAGGAUCGCUGUAGAGCACUGCCGGCAGAUUGUUGGUAGGGCCAGUAAGGAGUGGUGCGUCAAAGCUUUAGAACUCAAGGUAAACUUUGACUGCAGCAGAUUGGAAAAUCAUUUUUCUCUUGGAAUGGUCACGGCAGCCGCUUUAACAAGAACAUUGCCUGUUAAUGAUGAUUUAGAGUUGUCCCUUUCACAUCUAAGUGUUGCAAGUGAGUCAAAUUUCAAAAUUCAACUUGAUGGAGAAAUUGAAUGCUGUGCCACUGGUGUCCUGUACCUUGCUGAUGGUCGAAUUAUUGUAACUGACCACAACAACAAGAACCUUAAAAUGUUCGCUGAAGAUGGAACUUACGUGCAUCACAUUGACUUCCCUCAUGCUCCAUGGGGAAUUAAUCACCACAGUGAAAGUCAAGUCGCUAUUUCCAUGAGUGGUGGAAGGUCCAUUGCUGUGGUGAAAGUUGGACCUAACAUGUUGGAACUGCUGUAUGAGGUAGAUAAUCAAAUAGGAAGUAUUUACGGCAUUUCCUACGUUGAGGGUACUUUUUACCUGACUUCAGAUGUAGUGAUCAUACGUCAUCAACCACUGAAACAAGGCUCCAGGCAAAGAAAGGCUAUCGAAUGUAAAUAUUCCAUGUAUUCUCUCAACCAAGAAGCUGCAGUGAACUCCCUGUUGCUGCUUAAAACCUCUUCUCUUUACAUGAUAAUCGACCACAAGCGGAAAGACAUUAUCCUCAGUUGCACUACCAAGGAUAGUCACAGUAUGGCUGUAGGUCGAUUCUCACCUCAAACACAAGUAAAGAGCAUAGCUACAGCAAACAUCUUGAAAGGAACACAUGGUGUUGAUAUUGAUAAGGAUGGAAUGUUUACGCCUGUGGUAAUGCUUCCCAUAACAUUGUCCAGAUGUCAGCGACAGGGGAGAGACCUAGAGAACUCCUCACAGCGGUAGACGGUGUGAGAUAUCCACUAGACAUUUCAGUGCUUGAUUACAAGUUUGCUGUGACUUUUGAUUCCUGGGACAGGAGGAAUCAUGUCUACAUCUAUCACAUGGACAUUUGAUUCCUGGGACAGACAUAAUCGUGUCUACAUCGGAUCACAUGGACAUUUGAUUCCUGGUACAGGAGGAAUCGUGUCUACAUCAGAUCACAUGGACAUUUGAUUCCUGGUACAGACGGAAACGUGUCUACAUCUAUCACAUGGACAUUUGAGUCCUGGUACAGGAGGAAUCGUGUCUACAUCAGAUCACAUGGACAUUUGAUUCCUGGGACAGACAGAAUCGUGUCUACAUCUAUCACAUGGACAUUUGAUUUCUGGUACAGACGGAAUCGUGUCUACAUCAGAUCACAUGGACAUUUGAUUCCUGUUACAGGAGGAAUCGUGUCUACAUCAGAUCACAUGGACAUUUGAUUCCUGGGACAGACGGAAUCGUGUCUACAUCAGAUCACAUGGACAUUUGAUUCCUGGGACAGACAGAAUCGUGUCUACAUCAUAUCACAUGGACAUUUGAUUCCUGGGACAGACAUAAUCGUGUCUACAUCAGAUCACAUGGACAUUUGAUUUCUGGGACAGACAGAAUCGUGUCUACAUCAGAUCACAUGGACAUUUGAUUCCUGGUACAGACGGAAACGUGUCUACAUCUAUCACAUGGACAUUUGAUUCCUGGGACAGACAGAAUCAUUUCUACAUCAGAUCACAUGGACAUUUGAUUCCUGGUACAGACGGAAUCGUGUCUACAUCAGAUCACAUGGACAUUUGAUUUCUGGGACAGACAGAAUCGUGUCUACAUCAGAUCACAUGGACAUUUGAUUUCUGGGACAGACAUAAUCGUGUCUACAUCGGAUCACAUGGACAUUUGAUUCCUGGUACAGGAGGAAUCGUGUCUACAUCAGAUCACAUGGACAUUUGAUUUCUGGGACAGACGGAAUCGUGUCUACAUCAGAUCACAUGGACAUUUGAUUCCUGGUACAGACAUAAUCGUGUCUACAUCAGAUCACAUGGACAUUUGAUUCCUGGGACAGACAUAAUCGUGUCUACAUCAGAUCAUAUGGACAUUUGAUUCCUGGUACAGGAGGAAUCGUGUCUACAUCAUAUCACAUGGACAUUUGAUUCCUGGGACAGACGGAAUCGUGUCUACAUCAUAUCACAUGGACAUUUGAUUCCUGGGACAGACAUAAUCGUGUCUACAUCAGAUCACAUGGACAUUUGAUUCCUGGGACAGACAGAAUCAUUUCUACACAACAUAUGGACUUUUGAUAUUUUAUGAAGAAGACCGAAAUUGCCCAAAUACACCCGAGUUUAUCACUCUGCCUUAUUCUAGACAUACAAUUCUUUUACUUAUUCAUCAGGCAAUGACCAUAUGGCUGGUAUUAUUAGAAAUACAUGUGUACCAACAAAUGUGAUUUCACCGCCUUAUAAUAAGUCCCGUCCCCAGAGUUAACCCUCAGGACUCAUCACAAGAUAAAAUAUGUACAAUUAUGAAGAUACUUAUAUCCCAUACUGAAAAUAAGGCCCCUUCUUCAUGUUUCAGAGCCAUUUAUUUUAUGAUCCUAAGAUAAAGGUGGUUCACAAUUAAUAAGCCCUGCAAAAAUUGUACACUAACUUUUAUACUUGGGAAGGGGGUUUAUUUCAGAAUAAAUAUGGUAUAGAGGAUGUGUUGCAAAACACUUAAAAUCCUUUUAAUUGGUUACAUUAGCUUCAUCCUAAAAAGAAAAUGCAUAAAAAAUCCUCAUUUCAGAUUUAUUAUAACAGACUACAAUCCUUGAUCCACAUGUAACAGAGCGCAGGAAUUAUAUGAAUUUAAAUUACUGCCUCCGCUAGGAUUCGAACCCGGGACCUCUGGCUUACUAGUCUUACGCUCAACCGAUCGAGCUAAAGAGAAGAUCUCUCUAGCCGAGCGGUAUAUUGCGGCUAGUAUUUACCAAUGUUACACACAUAUUGACUACAAUCCUUGAUUCACAUAUUGACUACAAUCCUUGAUUCACAUAUUGACUUAAAUCCUUGAUUCACAUAUUGACUUAAAUCCUUGAUUCACAUAUUGACUACAAUCCUUGAUUCACAUUUUGACUACAAUCCUUGAUUCACAUAUUGACUUUAAUCCUUGAUCCACAUAUUGACUUAAAUCCUUGAUCCACAUAUUGACUACAAUCCUUGAUCCACAUAUUGACUACAAUCCUUGAUUCACAUAUUGACUACAAUCCUUGAUUCACAUAUUGACUACAAUCCUUGAUUCACAUUUUGACUACAAUCCUUGAUUCACAUAUUGACUACAAUCCUUGAUUCACAUAUUGACUACAAUCCUUGAUCCACAUAUUGACUACAAUCCUUGAUUCACAUAUUGACUACAAUCCUUGAUCCGUGUCAUAUUGACUACAAUCCUUGAUUCACAUAUUGACUUAAAUCCUUGAUCCGUGUCAUAUUGACUACAAUCCUUGAUCAACAUUUUGACUAAAAUCCUUGAUUCACUAUUAUUCAUUUUAAUCUUUUGUUCCAUUCAAUAAUAUUAGUCCCUGAUUGAUGAAUUGAUUUUAAUUUUUGAUUCAUACUUCGUGAGUAAAGCGACCUGUUUACAAACCUUAAAACUCCGCCUAUUGCUAGGUUUUGUCUUGCUCUACUGACCAUUCAGUGUUCUGUCAACAUUACCGUUAUAACCAAUCCAUCCACAGAUUCACUGGUCCUCGAUCAUUAUAUCUUUAGUCCCUGGUAUUUCUCAAAUGAUGCUGAGGAAACAAAAUCAUUUUGUUGAAAAAUUAUCCUUUUUUACUCCACUUACAAUUGUCAUUAGAUAGUAAGUUGUUCAAAUUGCCUCUUGUCGGGUAUUCAUCAAUGCAUGAAUCUUUCCCACAUUUCAUGUGUCGGUUCCUCUUGGUCUCAGUAGUGUUGGUUAAGUAUGUUGAUUGAGCAAACCAACAAAAUCACGAACAGUAUGUUUAUCAUUUAUUUUUGUCCAAAUUUCAUUUUCAAGUUCUCCUUUGGUUUUAAGUGUGCAUGUUCAGUUUUGAAACUGAUAAGAACAGCAGGUGACCAUCUUGGAUUUCGAAAGUUGAAAAAUUGUAAUAGAAUUUUACGAAUCAUUAUUAAAUGUCACAUGUAGGUU
This is a messenger RNA of Pecten maximus, 5226 nucleotides long. RefSeq lists its product as uncharacterized. The transcript is spliced from 2 exons. The record is from RefSeq and is a predicted model, not a curated record. The coding region runs from base 157 to 2082 and encodes 641 amino acids. NCBI's taxonomy places the organism in Eukaryota, Metazoa, Mollusca, Bivalvia, Pectinida, Pectinidae.